This is a messenger RNA of Tauraco erythrolophus (red-crested turaco), 597 nucleotides long. RefSeq lists its product as uncharacterized. Gene Ontology annotation, biological process: maintenance of gastrointestinal epithelium. The record is from RefSeq and is a predicted model, not a curated record. Lineage: Eukaryota; Metazoa; Chordata; Aves; Musophagiformes; Musophagidae.
AUGGAUCUCAAAGUGAUCUGUGUGCUCUCCGUCAUCCUCAUUGUAGCCCUCAGCACCUUGGCAGAGGGAAAGACAGCACCAACGAGAUGUCAGUGUAAACUGGCCCCCAGGGAGCGGAAGAACUGCGGCUACCCAGGAAUCUCAGCAGCGGAGUGCAGGAAAGCUGGAUGCUGCUUCAACGCUUCAGUCCCCAGCGUUCCCUGGUGCUUUACUCCUAAAACAAAGAAAGUUAGGAAAGUAUGUUCCGAGGAUGCUCGCAACAGGAUAAACUGCGGCUUCCCUGGCAUCUCAGCUGUGCAGUGCAAAAGGAGGGGGUGCUGCUUCAGGGCACAUCCUGCUGGUGUCCCCUGGUGCUUCUACCAUCGUGUCGUGGAGGAAGGCUACUUUCUGAUUCUCCUACAGGAGAAAGACAAACCUGUAAAGCUCUUGAUAGAGCCAUCAAAUCUACUUGACUCUACAGAGGCAGGUGGGGAUAGCAAGGAGGUCCUAGGAACAGGUGGAGCUUUAUGCAGCCUGUCUGACAGAGCAGAUGAGAUGGUGGUGGGACAAGAGAUUGACUGUGCUAGAAAGAAGUGGGGGGAUAUAGUGCGACUCUGA